AUGAUAGCAAUAAUAGUUUUGAUUCAGGUAUGUCUAUCCAAAAUAGUUGUUGUAGACGAUCUUGGAGUCACUGACAGACCGAACAAAGACCCAGACAUGGCCAGAAAAGUGAUAAAUGCUCUUGGAGGAACUAUAAAAAACAGCAGAGAUGGUGUGCUGCUUUCUAACACCAAGGGGAUAAAAAGAGUUGUUGGAGACAAUGAGAACAUACCUUCUAAAUAUGAUGAAGGAAACCGAGGCGAAGAUAAACUAUUUGGAAAGGGAAAGGAUAGCUUAAGUAAGAAAGACGACGAGGAAAAUCGCCUACAAUUGAACUCCUCCAAGCCUGAGUACAUGGGAAGGUCAACACCAAGCUCGAUGGAUGAAGAUACGACCCCAGAGUUGGGAAUGAGUUACCAAGAAAGUUCAUUACUCAACCCAUUGCACAUUAGAAGCCUAUUUAACCGAGGUAAUCAACAGAUGUUUAAUGGAAGUGGGUCUGGAACACAGGGUUAUCUCCCAAAAGAUAUUUUGUCGGGAUAUAGGCCUGAGCAGAGCAAAUACAUACCAUUGUCGUUUAGAGAGAGUGGGGAUUCCUUCAUGGAGGUCCCUAGAUAUACUAGAUCUCCCUUGGGAGAUGGGAUGGGGUUUGGAAUGGGCGAAAACACUAAUCAAUCAGACGAACUGGGAGCAAAGAAGUCAUUUAUUGUUCUAAAGAUGGCACAGAGCAAGCAAAAAGAAAACAUGCUGCAAAAUAGCAUUGACAAGCUUCUUCAGGACAUAGACCAGCUUACUGAGAAGAUACAGGAUACGCAGAAAAUGAAGGAUAAUAUGAUGUCGAGGAUUCAUACAAAGAAGAACCAUCUAAGAAACUUACAAACUAACAUAAAGGAAGUUGAGAUCCAAAGAGGAAGGACAUUGGCCCUUAUAAGACUAUCUAGAAAUGAGCUUUUAAAACUUUCGAAGAUGAUGGAUGACCAGAGGUCUAAGCUGGCGCUUCUAGAGGAUGAAGAGAAAAUAUUCUCGGACAGAAUCAAGAAAUAUGAUGAGGAGUAUGAUAUAGGCAACAGAGAACUCCAGCUAGACGAGACGAGGACUCAAGAAAUCAAAAAGAAUAUAGAAGAGUUAGAGAGGAUGUAUAAUAUUCUGAAAAUCAGGAACAAUGAAUUAUUGAAUGAAAGGAAUAAGGAGAGCGCUCUCCGAAAUAGAUUAGAGUUGGAGACAGAGAGACUUGACAGAAACACCAUAGACUUUAUUUAG
Messenger RNA from Encephalitozoon intestinalis ATCC 50506, 1239 nucleotides. RefSeq lists its product as uncharacterized. The transcript has a single exon. NCBI's taxonomy places the organism in Eukaryota, Fungi, Microsporidia, Unikaryonidae. The record is from RefSeq and is a predicted model, not a curated record. Bases 1 to 1239 code for a protein of 412 amino acids.